UCAUAUCGAUCUAUAAAUAGACGAGAAUGCUGCAGGUUGGGAAUUGUACCUAGCUAGCUACCUCCGGCCCCAAAUAGAAAUGGAGCGGAACCUGAAACCCAUCGAAACCAGAAAACAGAAAUCCGGCAUGGAAAAUAAUAAUAUGUCCAUAGCGGAGGAGCCAGUGAGCCCGUCGUCUCGUUUGCUUCAUGAGCCCGCAUUCAAUCUCCAUAUUCUGGCCAUCAUGGGUUUUAACUCUAAAAUUAACCCUCAUGUUUUCACGCACAAUAUGCCUCAUACUUUGCUCAAGCACCCUCGCUUCACCAGCUUGAUGGUUGUGGAUAAGGAAGAAAAUGGGAAAAUGAAAUGGGUUGAGACGGAGGUGGACUUGAGUCAACACAUUACGGUAGUAGAGGCACCGGAAGUGGAAGUUGAAGGUGAUGAGACUCAUCGCAAGAAUAAGAAGUUUGUGGAGGAUUAUGUUUACGAGCUGAGCAAAGAGAGAAUGGACAUGUCCCGACCUCUGUGGGACCUCCACAUUCUGAACCUCAAAACACGCGACGCCGAGGCCUUGGCGGUGCUGCGGAUGCACCAUGCUCUGGGCGACGGCGCCUCCAUCAAUUCCUUACUGCUUGCCUGCACCCGCCAAACUGCUAAUCCCAAAUUACUCCCUACCAUUUCCACCCGCUCCUCGUCCCCUCCUAAAACCCUAAAGCCAAAUAACCCUAAGCCUAAGCCUAAGAAUUUUUUUAAACUGGUUUGGAAUACAUUAGUGGACGUCUUCAUCUUCAUCGCUACUCUCUUCUUCCUAAAGGAUUCCCAAACCCCAAUCACGCCAUCUCCUGCUUCAGAAUCCAAACCCAAGCGAUUUGCUUACAGGAUUCUAUCUCUUAACGAUUUCUUUUCCAUCAAACUUGCUACAAACACGACCAUAAAUGACGUAGCGUUGGGAGUUACACAAGCUGCUCUUUCUAUGUAUCUCAACAGGAGAUAUGGUAAAAGAGAUAUAGGGUCAAUCGAAGGACAAAACAAUCUCCCCAAGAAUCUUCGACUUCGAUCAUGUCUAUUUUUCAAUCUUAGACCAGCAAAAGGAAUUCAGGCGUUAGCAGACAUGAUGAAGAAGGAGAAGGGAGAAAGCAAUUCGAUGUCGAAGUGGGGUUGGGGAAACCGUUUUGGUUAUGCAAUCCUACCCUUAAAAAUUGGAAUGCUGAAUGAUCCCUUGGAUUAUGUGAGAGAAGCCAAGGCAACCGCUGACCGCAAGAAAUACUCAUAUGAACCUAUUUUCACUUAUUACCUUGCCAAUUUCGUCAUUAAAUUUUUUGGCCCCAAGGCAGCCGCCAUUUUGACGAACAAAAUAUUCAGCAACGCAAGCACGUGCUUCUCCAACGUUGUUGGACCUCGAGAAGAUCUUGAGUUCUUUGGUCACCCCAUUGCCUUUAUAGCUCCUACUUGUUAUGGCCAGCCAAGUGCUCUGAUGGUUCACUUUCAAAGUUAUGUGGACAAGAUGGGUGUUAUUAUAUCCGUUGAUGAGAAUGUGAUUCCUGAUCCCAACCAGUUGCUGGAUGAUUUUGAGAAAUCCCUUCAUCUCAUUAAGGAUGCUGCUGCAGCUGCCGCCACAUCAUCACCAACCAAUUUAUAAUUAAGCCGCGCGCUAAGCUAUAUGUUGUAUUGAAGAUCAGAUCAGAUCAGAUGUCAAGUAAUAAUUAAAUUAAUAAGCUGCAUGAUGAAAUGCAUCAACGUACCUAGCUACUGUAUGUAUAAUAUGCUGUAUGUGUGAUUGUGUGCUAGCUUAAGUUUAAUUUUGUAAUAA
This is a messenger RNA of Ipomoea nil (Japanese morning glory), 1789 nucleotides long. RefSeq names its product O-acyltransferase WSD1-like. The transcript is spliced from 8 exons. Gene Ontology annotation, molecular function: long-chain-alcohol O-fatty-acyltransferase activity; diacylglycerol O-acyltransferase activity. The record is from RefSeq and is a predicted model, not a curated record. Gene Ontology annotation, biological process: triglyceride biosynthetic process. Gene Ontology annotation, cellular component: plasma membrane. The coding region runs from base 80 to 1618 and encodes 512 amino acids. Lineage: Eukaryota; Viridiplantae; Streptophyta; Magnoliopsida; Solanales; Convolvulaceae.